UAAAAAGGCCACAAUUUUUUCAUUGUUUUAAGCAUUUAAAAACCCCCUGUCAAGUCCAUGCCAAUAACAAGUGGCUUGUGAAAAAGCCGGCAAAGCCUGAAGGCCUUGCACCUUUUUUUUUUUAAAUUUCUUUUUUCUUCAUAAAAACUAGUGGAGCCGCGUGAGCAUAAGCUCCGGUUGAAAAGAGAGAGAGGCUUAGAAUUUUUUGGAGAUAGAGACAAGAUUUUGGAGAUACAAAGCAUUGAUUUUGAAUUUUCUGAUUUUGGUGGAGUGUUUGUUGUGGUGAAAACAUAGUCAAGAGGAUUUGAUUUUCUUUUUGACGAGCUGGGUUUUCUUUAAUUGGUCUGCGCGGUUCUGUUUUUAGAAGGAAUUGAUGAAUCUUUUCGUUUCAAACUCUGUCUACAUAUUUUUGAAGAAUGCAGCUGGAGUCGCCGGGAACAUCUUUGCGAUUGGGCUGUUUGUGUCGCCUAUACACACAUUUAGGAGAAUACUUAGAAACCGUUCAACGGAGCAAUUUUCAGGGUUGCCUUACAUAUAUGCCCUCUUGAACUGCUUGAUUUGCUUGUGGUAUGGAAUGCCUAUCAUAUCUCCAGAUAACCUAAUGGUUCUGACGGUCAAUUCAGCGGGUGCAGUUUUUCAAUUAGUCUACAUAAUCCUCUUCAUAUCAUAUGCUGAGAAGUCACAAAAGGUGAGAAUGCUGGUGUUGCUGCUGGCAGUUUUUGGCCUAUUUGCAAUCAUAGUAGGUGGGAGCUUGCAAAUAAUUGAUUUUUCUAUGCGGCGGAUGGUUGUUGGAUUGCUAAGUUGUGCAUCGUUGAUAUCAAUGUUUGCUUCUCCAUUGUUUAUAAUUAAUUUGGUAAUCCGUACAAGAAGCGUUGAGUUUAUGCCAUUUUAUCUGUCCCUUUCCACCUUCCUCAUGAGCACCUCUUUCCUUCUUUAUGGAUUAUUUAAUAGCGAUCCCUUCAUCUUUGUCCCAAAUGGUAUAGGAACGAUUCUGGGGAUUGUACAAUUGGCGUUGUACUUUUACUAUCACAAUUCAUCUCAAGAGGACUCCAGAGAACCCUUGUUAGUUUCAUAUGCAUAAAUUUAUUUGCAUCAAGAAGAGGUAAAAAGGCACAUAUUGUUUUCAAACCAAUUGUUAUGCUCUUUCGGUUAAAUGUUGUGGGGGAGUUCUCCGUUGUUAUACAUGACAGAAAAACAAUACCUUCUAUUCCAUCUCAUGUACGGUUUCUGAGCUUUCACGGAGCAUUCAAAUAAAUAAAUGCUAUGCUGCUGUGCUUCCUCUCUAUGCAAAGAAGUGAUUUCUAUGCAUACACCAGUGAUUGUAAACCGAGUUCUAUCUACAUUUUCCUAGUUCCUAUGUGGUUACAUUUUCCAAUUUCAAUCAAAGUUAUUUGGUUCCCAUUAGUCUCAAGGCUCGCAGUAAUAAUGGUAUAGAUUUCCAAGUUGAAACCUAAAGAUUGUGUUGAGCCCCUUCAUGCUUCCCUAUUGUGCUUCACUUUCUUUCCAUUUGCACAAGCACACAUUCUUUGAUCCAACUUUCGAUGAACAGAUGGACAUUUACUUUUCAGUGUGUAGACCCAUAAUUGUCAAUGUUGAGAAGAUCAUCAGGAUCAGCAAUUUUCUCACCUUCUUGCUUGCAAAGCUCUUAGAUAUGGCUUUAUCAGCUUUUGUAAGUGCUGGGAAUCCCUGAGACAGAUCAAGUAGGGAUAGGAAACUAGGGCCUGCUUGCCAUUGAUUUGUACAAGUAAAGUUCCACGGUUUUCAUUUUACAAUUUCCUUUAUUUUUUUCAUGUUAUUAUUACAUGCAAUUUGUAAAGUUAGAUUUAUAUGGUCAUAAUACGUUAAAAAGUCUUUCUUUAAACUCUGUAUGAUUUCAAAGUAUAUGUUUAGCGUGUUAAAAAUCAUUUGGUUGCCGUGACCCUGAA
This is a messenger RNA of Ziziphus jujuba (common jujube), 1925 nucleotides long. RefSeq names its product bidirectional sugar transporter SWEET2. Lineage: Eukaryota; Viridiplantae; Streptophyta; Magnoliopsida; Rosales; Rhamnaceae. Gene Ontology annotation, biological process: carbohydrate transport. Bases 374 to 1081 code for a protein of 235 amino acids. Gene Ontology annotation, cellular component: membrane. Gene Ontology annotation, molecular function: sugar transmembrane transporter activity. The record is from RefSeq and is a predicted model, not a curated record. The transcript has 6 exons.